Molecule: messenger RNA, 2173 nt
Organism: Larimichthys crocea (large yellow croaker)
Lineage: Eukaryota; Metazoa; Chordata; Actinopteri; Sciaenidae
Gene: ccdc47
Product: coiled-coil domain containing 47
Exons: 13
Coding region: 147-1610 (487 amino acids)
Biological process (GO): endoplasmic reticulum calcium ion homeostasis
Cellular component (GO): endoplasmic reticulum
Molecular function (GO): calcium ion binding
Source: RefSeq, a predicted model, not a curated record
GCGGCACUUUAUUUUGAAAGGUCGCUCCUGUGUCGACCAGUUCGCUGCUUCAGGCGUUAACAUCACUACAAGGACAGUUCAGGCUACUUGAGCCCAAACCAGCGUUACGUUCACUGUCACAGCAGCUCUCAAGUGCGGGUCCCACCAUGCGAAGUGCGAAUCUCCUGAUACCUGCGCUGCUGCUCCUCCUGGCUCUCCCCGUGUCCAGGGGACGCUACAACGAUGAUUUUGAUGACGGCGAAGACCUAGUCGACUUCGACGACAACGACUUCGCUGAGUUCGAGGACAUGAACGACGACCAAGUGGCUGAAACCGAAACCGUCCCUCCGCCUCGCACGCCGCCGUCCUCGCAGCCUGAAGAGGAUGAAGAUGAAGACGAAGCCACCGUGGAGCUGGAGGAUGGCCAGGAUGGUUUCGAGGACUCGGAGACACAGGAUCAAGACAUGGACAACAUAUAUGACCAGGAGGAAUUUGAGGGGAUUGGAGACAAGCCGACGGGCCCCUCCAUGAAGAACCUCAUAAUCAGCAAGGUUCCUCCACAUCUGCAGAACAGCUGGGAGAGUUACUACAUGGAGAUCCUGAUGGUGACCGGCCUGUUGGCCUACAUCAUGAACUACAUCAUCGGCAAGAACAAGAACAGUCGCCUCGCUCAGGCCUGGUUCAGCUCGCACAGAGAACUUUUAGAGAGCAACUUUGCACUAGUGGGCGAUGACGGCACCAGUAAAGAAGCAGUGAGCACUGGGAAGCUGAAUCAGGAAAAUGAACACAUCUACAACCUGUGGUGCUCCGGCCGUGUGUGCUGUGAAGGCAUGCUGAUCCAACUCAAGUUUCUGAAGAGGCAGGACCUGCUCAACGUUCUGGCCAGGAUGAUGAGGCCCGCCUGUGAUCAAGUGCAAAUCAAAGUGACUCUUAAUGAAGAGGACAUGGACACUUUUGUGUUUGCUGUUGGCACCAAGAAGGCCAUGGCCAGGCUUCAGAAGGAGAUGCAGGACUUGAGUGAGUUCUGCGGUGACAAGCCUAAGUCUGGGGCCAAGUAUGGGCUCCCAGAAUCCCUGGCUAUCCUAAGUGAGAUGGGCGAGGUCACCGAUGGGGUGAUGGACAACAAGAUGGUUCAUUAUGUCACCAACAAUGCUGACAAGAUAGAGUCCAUUCAUUUUUCGGACCAAUUUUCUGGUCCAAAAGUUAUGCAAGAGGAGGGCCAGCCCUUAAAGCUGCCUGAGACCAAGAAGACGCUGUUGUUUACAUUUAAUGUGCCUGGCAUGGGCAACACCUCUCCCAAAGACAUGGACGCUCUGCUCUCUCUCAUGAACAUGGUGAUCUACAGCAUUGACAAAGUCAAGAAACUCCGUCUGAACAGAGAGGGCAAACAGAAAGCGGACAGAAACCGGGCUCGUGUGGAGGAGAACUUCCUGAAGCAGACUCACGCUCAGCGCCAGGAGGCUGCCCAGACCCGCCGGGAGGAAAAGAAGCGAGCCGAGAAGGAGAGGAUCAUGAAUGAGGAGGACCCUGAGAGACAACGUCGCCUGGAGGAAGCAGCCCAGCGCCGUGAGCAGAAGAAGAUCGAGAAGAAGCAGAUGAAGAUGAAGCAGAUCAAAGUGAAAGCCAUGUGAGAGGCCACCACAGGGGAUAGUGAUACAAGCACACAAGAGCAGUGCUCAGCUCCGUUUUCUCCAGCUUCUCUCGCCACAGUCUGCAGCUCUGGCUCACAGUCGCUCCAGCUCUAAACAGACAUCCGGUGCCCAUGGGUGUGUCAAGCUUAGCUGUCUCUGUCACCACCUGCUCCAUUUGGUGUGGCUACACCUUAAUGUCUGAACUGUCCAUAUCAAGAGAGAGAGAGAGGGACUUUUCCACCAUCAAAUCUGUCACCACAAUUUAUGCCAGGAUUUUUUUUUCUCUCCAACUAUAUUUUCAAAAUGAAUCAAAGCUCUGUUUGAACGCUUUGGAGCUCGAUGAGCUUUUUAGACUUAAUCGGCUGGGAAGGGAAACACUAUUUGUUGGUCUUGAGCCACAUUUUAAACCGACUGAAAGUAUCGCUGUGGUUUCUUUGGAAAUGUAUUUGCAUUAAUAUAAAACAUUAAAGAAUUUUUUAAUUUAUAUCUGCUAUGAGAUUGGUUUCUUGCAGGCUGUUUCUAAUGAAUAUCUGAGCAAACAUAAUAAAAUGCACUGGAGACUA